AGAGAAGGGUUCUGGCAAUUCUACACGGCAGAGUGAGACGGCGUUAUCCUUUGCCUUUCAUGUGGAACGGCGUCUGCCCCAUCCGUCCCACUGCACCCCACUUGAACUCAAACUCCAAAACGCACCGUCUGAAGCAUUUUCGCUUCCCCCAAAUUCAACCGGUUACAAUCGUUUUGCUCGGCGAAUGAAACCCUAGGACUGUGAUUUAGAGAGAGAGAUGGGAAGAAUAGCUGUGGCAGUGAUUGUGAGCUUGUGGGUCAUUCCCGUUUCCUUCCUUGUUAAUCGCAUAGUUCCUGAGCCUUACAUGGAUGAGAUAUUCCACGCACCUCAGGCUCAACAGUACUGCAAAGGAAAUUUUAGAAGCUGGGAUCCAAUGAUUACCACUCCUCCUGGCCUGUACUAUCUUUCACUUGCCCAUGUUGCUUCUUUGUUUCCAGGCAUGUUCCUUAUACAAGCAGACUCAUCAUUUUCUGAAGUCUGCACCACUGCGAUUCUUCGAUCUGUAAAUGGUGUUUUGGCGUUAUUAUGCAGCAUUCUUGUAUAUGAGAUAAUCACCCACUUGAGACCAACUCUUAGUGAACGAAAAGCAACAAUUAUUGCAGUGGUCCUAGCCUUAUAUCCCCUCCACUGGUUUUUCACUUUUCUCUAUUAUACAGAUGUUGCAUCGCUUACUGCAGUGCUCGCUAUGUAUCUUGCGAGUUUAAAGAAGAGUUACUGGUUCAGUGCAUUGCUUGGUGCCUUGGCUGUUGUCAUUCGACAGACCAAUAUAAUAUGGAUGUUUUUUGUUGCAUGCAUUGGGGUUAUAGAUGCUACUCUGACCCAUGAAAGAGAUAAAAUAGAAGUAAAUGAAAAUGAAAUUGAUGCAGCAAUCAGGAAAACUGAUAGAUUAACUUCUAAAAAUAAUGUCACGUGGGGCUUGAACUUGAGAAAGCGAAAGUUCAGUAGCGCUUUGGAUACUGAUAAACAUUCUAUACCAAGUACAAGCAUCUUUUCAGCAAACCACAUGUCAGGUUUGCUUGAUGAGGUUCAGGUCAUCUUAUUAAGAUCGUGGCAUAUGAAGUGGAAGCUUUUGGUUUCCUUUAGCCCUUUUCUCAUGGUAUUGUUGGCUUUUUUGGCUUUUGUCCGUUGGAAUGGGAGUGUAGUUCUAGGUGCAAAAGAAGCUCAUGCAGUUUCACCUCAUUUUGCACAGAUCAUGUAUUUUGGUCUGGUUUCUGCUCUUGCUGUGGCUCCUCUGCACUGCAGUUUAGGUCAAAUCAUAGACCUGUUCCAGUCAUUUUGGAAGAGAAGGCCUCUUAGUUUCUUUCAAGUGUUAAUGGCUGUCAUUGCUGGCUUCUUCUCUGUGCACUACUUCAGCAUAGCUCAUCCCUAUCUUCUGGCUGACAAUCGACAUUAUCCAUUCUACCUCUGGCGCAAGGUCAUCAAUGCUCAUUGGUCAAUGAAAUACCUUCUGGUCCCACUCUAUGUUUAUUCAUGGUUUUCAAUCUUAACCGUAUUGGGGAAAGUCCAGAGGAAGAUAUGGGUGUUGGCAUUCUUCUUGGCUACUGCAGCAGUUCUGGUUCCUGCUCCACUGAUUGAGUUCAGAUACUAUACUAUACCAUUCUAUUUCUUGAUACUUCAUUCCCCUAUUACUGAUUAUCAAAGCUGGCUUCUCAUGGGGUUUCUAUAUCUAGCCCUCAAUGUUCUCACAAUGAUGCUUUUUUUGUUUCGGCCUUUCCAUUGGAGCCAUGAGCCUGGCAUCCAGAGGUUUAUAUGGUAGAAAGUUUCUAGGAAAUGCUAAAGGAUUCAUCAGAUCUUUACACACGUCAUUUUUGGGUAGUAUUAUUUUUUCAUCUAUGAAGGGAUUUUCAUCAAGAAAUUCUUUAUUUGAAUGCUUCUUUUUGGUCUUUCCCCUUAUUUAUCUCACUGCAGCUGUUCUUUAUUAGCACCUCCAACAGGCACCACCCCAGCAACCCAAGAUCCAUUUCACAUAACUUAAGCCCAUCCUCACCUUGUAGUUUCUGAUCAUAUUCACUGUCGGCUCCAGUCGUCAGUUCUCUCCUACUCACGAUUUCUUUUCAAACGAUAUUUCCAGUUGAAUUUUCUGGCAAGAAGCACUUCAUUCGUAGCUUCAAGUUCGGUGGGGUGGGCAAAAAACCGAGUUUCGGAAAUCCAACCCAGCUCCUGCCCGUGCGAGUCGGAUUUUGGAAGGACUUAAUAUUUUCAAAAAAAAUCGAAGCUGAAGUCAAAAUAUGUGUAGGAUUUUUGUUCAAUUAAGCAUUCAUAUGUGAGAGGAUUUAUUUAAUUGCAUUGAGUGAAGAUUUUGGAUUUCUUUUUUAAAUUUAUGCAAAAUAUUUGUUUCUUUUUU
Molecule: messenger RNA, 2344 nt
Organism: Corylus avellana
Lineage: Eukaryota; Viridiplantae; Streptophyta; Magnoliopsida; Fagales; Betulaceae
Gene: ALG10
Product: DIE2/ALG10 family
Biological process (GO): dolichol-linked oligosaccharide biosynthetic process; protein N-linked glycosylation
Cellular component (GO): endoplasmic reticulum
Molecular function (GO): dolichyl pyrophosphate Glc2Man9GlcNAc2 alpha-1,2-glucosyltransferase activity
Source: RefSeq, a predicted model, not a curated record